CCAGCCUCGGUUAAGCGCGUGGUUCACUUUGAAAAGUCUGCUGCGACACUGAGAGGCAACGCAUUCAAUUAAAACAGAGCCCGGUAGAGGUAAAGUUCAGACGGACCGGGAGCACGUCGAGCUGCGUUUUUGAAGCGGAACGGAGACGAGAAAGACAAGCGCUGGAGCUGUGGCUGGGUACAGUGACAGUAUGCUUUCUGAUGUCCUAUGUUUGGAUGAUUCGGGCGAGGGCAGAGGGCAUUUAGAGUCGUCCCUGUGAGGCCGUCUGCAGGGAAAUGUGCUGACAUCAGAGCGUUGCAUUUCAAACCGGCGGAUGAGGAGGAUGCUGCAGUGACGAUUCAGAAGAAGACGGGUUUUGCAUAGAUCCUUAUCAGGCUGUCAGUGUGGAGUAGAGCUGGAGGCUGCAGGGCUGCUGUGGGAAGUUCCUGAGAGUGUGCAGAGUGGCAGUCACUCACAGAGAGACACUUGUACAGAAAGUGGACUGGCGCUCUUUUUGCGGAAAGGAUAUAAAACGUGGUCUCACACCUUCGUCUCUUUGCACGGGUGUGUUCGUUGUGGCUGCGCCUCAGGGAUUUGAAGGAGGUGGGCGACUGGAGUUGGUGCUGGAGUGAUGGUGGUGGCGUUGCUGCCUCACGAGUACGCCUGGCAGGCGGUUCUCCUGGUGACUGGACUGGCAUCACUGAGCCGUGGGUCUGAUGCCAACCUGUUGGACACCAUGCUGCUGAGGAAUGGAUGGAAGGGGGGAUCGGAGCGAAGGCCGGAGGAAAGCAGCAGCACAGCGACGGUUUCAUCUCCGAACAUGCUUCGCUGUCACUGCUAUCAUCACUGCCCUGAAGACUCUGUCAACAACACUUGCAUGACUGAUGGUUAUUGCUUCACCAUGGUGGAGGAGGAGGAGGGGGGCGUGGCAGUACUCACCGCAGGUUGUUUGGGACUUGCCGGCUUUGAGUUCCAGUGCAGAGACACGUGGAACUCCCGUUUGAGGAGAGCUAUGGAGUGUUGCACGGAUCAGGAUUAUUGCAACAGAGACUUGCAACCUACUCUUCCUCCACUCCUGACAUCAGAUUACGUUGACAGCAGUAUCCAGUACAAGGCGCUCUUCAUUUCAAUAACAGUCUGCAGUAUCAUCCUUGGUCUUGUCUUCUGCUACUUCAGAUGUAAGCGGCAGGAGUCACGACCACGCUACAGUAUCGAUCUGGAGCAGGAGGAGACCUAUAUCCCCCCUGGGGAGUCCCUGAAGGACCUGAUAGAGCACUCCCGCAGCGUUGGGUCUGGCUCUGGGUCAGGACUCCCUCUACUGGUGCAGCGCACCAUCGCCAAACAGAUUCAGAUGGUUAAGCAGAUUGGGAAAGGGCGAUACGGAGAGGUCUGGAUGGGCAAGUGGAGAGGAGAGAGAGUGGCUGUUAAAGUCUUCUUCACCACAGAAGAAGACAGCUGGUUCAGAGAGACUGAAAUAUAUCAGACUUUUCUGAUGAGACAUGACAAUAUACUAGGAUUCAUAGCAGCAGAUAUUAAAGGAACCGGCUCGUGGACUCAGCUCUACCUGAUUACAGACUACCACGAGAAUGGAUCUUUAUACGACUACCUCAAGUCCAACACCUUAGACGUCAAGGCUCUGCUGAAGCUGGCCUACUCGUCCAUAUCGGGCCUCUGUCACCUGCACACCGAGAUCUACGGCACACAGGGCAAACCGGCCAUCGCACACAGAGACCUGAAGAGUAAAAACAUCUUGGUAAAAAAGAACGGAUUCUGCUGUAUAGCAGACCUUGGACUGGCUGUCAAGUUCAACAGUGACACCCAUGAGGUGGAUUUCCCUCCCAACCUACGAGUCGGUACGAAGCGCUACAUGCCGCCUGAAGUGUUGGAAGAGACCCUGAACAAGACACAGUCUUUUAUAAUGGCUGACAUGUACAGUUUUGGCCUCAUCGUUUGGGAGAUGGCCCGACGUUGCAUCUCUGGAGGCAUUGUGGAGGAGUAUCAGCUGCCCUAUCAUGACCUCGUGCCCACUGAUCCGUCCUAUGAGGACAUGAGAGAAGUCGUCUGCAUUAAGAAACAAAGACCUUCAUUUGCUAAUCGCUGGAGCAGCGAUGAGUGUCUACGGCAGAUGGGAAAACUGAUGUCCGAGUGUUGGGCUCACAACCCGACCUGCCGCCUCACAGCCCUGAGGGUGAAGAAGACCCUGGCGAAGAUGUUAGAGACCCAAGACAUCAAACUGUGACAGAGAGUUAAGAGAGAUGCUCUCAUCACCAGAGACUUGUCACUGCCACUGGCACAGCGCCACUUACACUGGCCAAUAGAGGAAAGGUGGGGGGGGAAAAAAAGAGACUGUGAAAGAUAGGACAAAGGAAACUGACGGCAAGGAUGAGCGAUGGAGAUAACGGUCGACAGGGAGCCAGAAAAGUGAGAGGCAAAAGAUUUAUUAUGUCAGGGGAGAUCUGACCUCCCAUUGUCUGACUCAGACCAAGUGUUCAGGUUGUGCUUUCUGUGAAAGCUGAGUGGUUGUCGGGUCCAGACUGUCCAGGCGGACAGGGAUCCUCGCAGGACAGGAGCAAUCAGAGGAAGCUCCUGCUCUGCUCUUCUAAAGCCAUAUAGCAGUAUUCUAUGUGCAGUCUUUUGUACUGUCACAGCUGUCUUCAUGUUUUUGACUCAGUCACUGUCAACUCCAUCCAAAGAAAUGUCUAAUUCAUGCUCAAUGAUAUUAUUAUUAUUAUUACAAAGCUGAGCAAGACUAAAUUAAUGAUAAAACAUAUGUCCAGCAGAAAGAGAUAACAGAUUUUUCUAUAUAGUAUUCCUAUGUAGGUAUUAUUUGAAUACUGACAUAACAUUUUUUGUCAGUAUUCAAAUAAUACCUCUGUGUAAAACACUUAUUGAUGAAUUGUGGUUGUCCUUCAGAGCUGAGAUUGAGGCUUUGCUCUCCCUCAUCGUCUCUUCUUUCCACUCAAAAUUCAUUUGUACAUAAUUGAGCUGAAAUCUAUUAAUAAUUAUUGCCUUGCUGGAUGUUAAAAUGUGUUUUUGAUGAUUUAUCUGUGUACAGAAUAUGUCCCGUUCACUCUACCACUAUGGCAUGUGCCUUAUUUAAUCUGUACAUAUGUGAUUAUUGAGUGUACGAGUGGAUCUGGAUAACAUUCCCCAAUAAAACGACAAUGCGUCUCGAA
Sebastes umbrosus (honeycomb rockfish) is the source of this 3155-nucleotide messenger RNA. RefSeq names its product bone morphogenetic protein receptor, type IBb (gene bmpr1bb). NCBI's taxonomy places the organism in Eukaryota, Metazoa, Chordata, Actinopteri, Perciformes, Sebastidae. The record is from RefSeq and is a predicted model, not a curated record. The coding region runs from base 611 to 2218 and encodes 535 amino acids. Gene Ontology annotation, cellular component: plasma membrane; signaling receptor complex. The transcript has 14 exons. Gene Ontology annotation, biological process: BMP signaling pathway; dorsal/ventral pattern formation; protein phosphorylation. Gene Ontology annotation, molecular function: transforming growth factor beta receptor activity, type I; ATP binding; SMAD binding.